UCUCUCUCUCUCUCUCUCUCUCUCUCUCUCUUCUGCUGUCCUCCUCCUUUCAUCCCAAACCUUGGCCAAUUCACCUGUGCCAUCUGGGAGAUCUGAACUAAAUAGAUAUCUACAUACCUGGGCUUGUUUGUUUAGGUUCAGAAGAUCCUGUGCUGCAACUUCUGUCAGAAAGAUCUUGGAGGGGUUAAAGAGGAGGGAAGAAGAGAGCUGCUCCGGGAAUUAAUCACGAUGAGUCCAAGCUUGGCUGGGCAAUUUGGAGACACCACUUACACAAAGAUCUUUGUUGGGGGGUUGGCGUGGGAGACCCAGAGCGAGACAGUGAGGCAGCACUUUGAGCAGUUUGGGGAGAUCCUGGAGGCUGUGGUGAUCACCGACAAGAACACUGGAAGAUCCAAAGGCUAUGGAUUCGUGACGUUCCGCGAGCCGGCGGCAGCGACGAGAGCCUGCGUCGAUCCCUCGCCGGUGAUCGAUGGGCGGAGGGCUAAUUGCAAUCUUGCUUCACUGGGUGCUCAGAGAUCUCGGCCUACAACACCCCCCUAUGGAGGAAACAGGAGCUUUAGGGUGGUGAAAUCCUUUCAUACAGGAUACCAAGGUGGGAUGGGUGCAGCUUUUCCUUCUCCUGCCUCCUUCCCUCAUUAUGCCAUCCAACAUGGUGUCCCAUAUGGCCUCCUCUAUGGGUACUCUCCAUUCUCCUCGGACUACAGCUACCCAGCGGGUUAUUACAGUGUCUAUGGAGGUGCUACCGCACAGUAUCCAGUUUAUGGAGCAGCGGCUGGAAUAAUGACCGGAAACACUGCCUUCUACCCCUACUUCCAGUUCGGGCAAGGCAGCGGAGGGACGGCCACCGCAAUGGCGAGCGGACAUGGCUACAGCGUUCCCUAUCCACCGGUGCUCCACUACUCAGCAGUGGCCUCGACAGCGGGUUUGGCAGGGCUCGUGCAGCAUUUUGGAGGGCCAUUGUCCAUCGCACCAACUCCUCCUGCACACGCAGGCAUGACUAUGGCUCUCACACCUCCGGCGCUGUCAUCUCCGGCCACCUAUGCUCACCGGCUCAUUCCCGCCCCCUUCUCCGCCUCGACCGUGCCCGAGCAACCCUUGGCUUAACCAUGGUUCCAUUCUAUCUCAAUUCUGUCGGUCCUUCCCUACUCGUCAUCCUUCCUCAUCACUUUCUGUCAUGCACACAGUCAUCUCUUCAAGUUCAGUCCCAUGCGGGCUGAACCGAACAGUAAGAUCCAGAGUGCUUCCGGUCCAUCUAGUAAUGUGGGAUUCGGAGGACUCUCAUCUCGCAUUUUGCCCUCGGAUGAUGGGCUCACAGUGUCUGCUCCCAGAGGUGGGGAGCACUGACUCCAUUAGCCAACACUGCAUUCAAUGGCUCAAGUGCAUGGGCCCUGCUAACCCAAAGUCCAAGGAGGGCUUGAGCUAAAAAGAAGGAAAUGGAGAGCAAGGAGGCUCUGGUACAAAGAAGCUUUUCCUUGGAGUUUAGAUUUAGCUCGUGGAGCAAAAGAAAUCAACAGCUUGGUCAAACAUUUACCUGGCAUCAGCAUCUUCCACAUAAGUUGAGCAUCUGGCAAAACCCUAGUUUGUCUUCAGGUCUUAGCCUUUAUGAAUCCUCUCCAACCCAAGAAAACCUGCUUCUCUCUACCAUCUUUACCUAACAAUCCUGUAAUGUGAGAUCACAUGGUGAAAUCUACCACUCAGCUUAUCCAGGCAGGGACAAGAUGAUCUCACUAACCUUCCUACCCUGUCAGUAGUCUGUAUACUUCGAUGAGGCAUGGCUUUGAUGCCUUGGCCUCAUGUAGGACAGGUUGAAGGAGUGCUAAUGUUUGUUUUUGGCACUUAGCCCUACCCUCCUGUCCAUGAGUUCAGAUAAACUCCACAGGCUUUGGAGUUCUCUACCACCCUAUGGUCCCAAGGGUGGAUAUUUUUGGUCCCUUGGGUUCUGACUCCUCUUGUCACUCCUCCAACACCACCAUGGUUAGGUCCACCUCUCUCUCUCUCUCUCUCUCUCUCUCUCUCUCUCUCUCUCUCUCUCUCAUGUUUUGAUAUCCAGGAAGACUUUGAUGGUUUAAUAUGUACUUUUUGUAAAAACAUGGGCUGUCAUAUUUGACAAGAAUUGCUGAAGUUUGAAUGUAGUUUAAAUAUAAACUCUUCAUUUUCCUGUA
Messenger RNA from Musa acuminata subsp. malaccensis (wild Malaysian banana), 2162 nucleotides. RefSeq lists its product as uncharacterized. Lineage: Eukaryota; Viridiplantae; Streptophyta; Magnoliopsida; Zingiberales; Musaceae. The record is from RefSeq and is a predicted model, not a curated record. Gene Ontology annotation, molecular function: RNA binding.